Messenger RNA from Austrofundulus limnaeus, 1801 nucleotides. RefSeq names its product transmembrane protein 121B (gene tmem121b). The record is from RefSeq and is a predicted model, not a curated record. Bases 322 to 1287 code for a protein of 321 amino acids. The transcript has a single exon. Lineage: Eukaryota; Metazoa; Chordata; Actinopteri; Cyprinodontiformes; Rivulidae.
GUAGUAGUAGUAGUAGUAGUAGUAGUAAUAUUAGUAUUAUUAGUACAGCUGACUGACUAAAUAUUUUCUGAAAGUUUCCAUAAAAUCCGUUCAGGACAUAUUUGACUAACAGGUUCGGUUCGGUCCGGUCCAGCAGAGUCCGGUCCGGUUGUUGCUGAGCCUCAGGACUCGUGCAGACAGGGAGGCGGCAGGCAGACGGACUACCAUGAUCCCAGUUCGGGGGGAGGACGAACCGAGACCAGAUCAUCUCCAGUCGGAAGCGAGCUCCAGCCCGGUCCUCCCCCCCGGUCCUCCUCGCCCCUCUCAGCCGCCUCCGGCGCCAUGACAGCCGGGGAGUUCGUGCAGAGCGGCCCGCUGCUGGAGCUGCGCUCCGAGCAGAACCUGUUCUACAAGACUCUGUGCUUCGUGCUGCUCGUGCUGCAGGGCGCCGUGCUGGACUUCUACCUGAUCGUCUUCACCGACCUGUACUGGUGCUCGUGGAUCGCCACGGACCUGGUGGUGGUCUCCGGGUGGGCCGGGUUCUUCCUGAAGAACUCCCGGAGCCGGCGGGAGCGGGCCUGCGGCUUCCACCAGAAGAGCUCGAUGCUGGGCUGCAGCCUGGGGGAGUUCUCCUACUCCUACCUGGCCUGGCUCAUCUACGUCAUCGCCUGCACCCCCAAGGUGGUCCUGAUCCUGGAGACCAACAUCCUGGACCUGGUGGCGCUGAAGGUCCCGCUGGGCCUGACGGGGCUGAAGGUGACGGUGCUGCUGUCCGGCCCGCUGCUCUUCUGCCUCAUCAACUCCAUCGUGGUGGACCUGAACGGACCGAGCCGGCACCGAGCCCACAGCUGCUUCCUCAGCACGUGCCUGGACCUGCUGGACGGGUUCAGCCUGCUGGAGCUGGUCCUGGCGGGCCAGGUCCAGUCCGUGUACCUGAAGUACACGGUUCUGUCGGUGUACUUCGUGGCCCUGGCGGUCCCGGUGGUCUGGCUCUACGAGCUGACCGCGGCCGAGCUGCGCUGCCGCUGGCUCUGGGCCCGCUUCGGAACCGGCCUGCUGGUCAACUGGCCCCUGCUGGUGGUCCGGUUCUUCCAGGUCCUGGUCUACAAGCAGCCCGUGUCCGUGUUCCUGUUUAAGAACGUCUUCUUCCUGCUGACGGGCCUCCUGGACCUGCUGGAGCGCUGCUCCGCGCUCCGCCGCCUCCACAGGCGGGCCCGAACCGAGCCGGCCCAGUUCUCCCACUGCGUGUCCGAGAACGACAUGUGUCCGCACGGGUACGUCAACACGCUGGCUGUCAGCCAGUCCUAGACCCGGAGCCGAACCGAGGAGCUGGMCCAAUCAUGUCCGAACCGAACCGAACCUUUUGGACCUGAACGAAGAGUUCAGUUCUGCUCUGUAGAACCAAACCAUCAUGUUGGGUUUUUUGUGGCUGCCAUUCUGGACCCGAGACCUGAUCAGAACCUGAGUUUCAUCCACAACAAGCAGUGGUUCUGAUGAUCCGACACCUGUUCUGAUGGAAGGCUGCGGGACUAAAGAGGUCCAGGAAGACUUUCUGGUUCUGGUUUGGUCCACGUGGUGUUCUGGCUCCAAGCCAGGUCUGUGUUGGGUGACCUUUGACCCCUGAAGCUGCAAACAUCCAGGAAGGUGAAGGUUCUGACCCGACCCGAUGAACGUGGACCAUCACACCUGCCUGUCGGACCUGUUGGACCUGUUGGACCCUGGACCCGGCUCUACACACCUGGCUGUCGGACCAGUUGGACCAGUUGGACCCUGGACCCGGCUCUACACACCUGGCUGUCGGACCAGUUGGACCAUGGACCCG